AUGACCGCCCUCCCGUCCUUCAUCGAGCUCAUGGCCACCCUCGGCAUCGACGACCCCACCCCCGAGCCCUCCAAGCUUGCCGCGCCCCACCAUUCGCGCUCCUCUUCUCAUUCCUCCACUGCAUCCACCCUUUCAGCAUCUUCCAGCAAUCACAAGCAUUCCUCCCCUGCCAUCGUCGUCUCCGCCCUAAACGGCCCAGAAGACUCCGAGAUGCCCGCCGACAUUCGUCGCUCGCGCGCACACACCAGAUAUUCCCCCUACGGAGCCAUUAGCCAUUCUCGCAAAGCCUCCAUGCCUAUCUCAACGGAGAGCUCGCCCGCGAGGGUCCCGUUCGAUGAACUUCGCCAGGCACUUUCCACCUCCCCUCGCCUCUCGCCCAUCAGCGCGUCCUUCCGUGGACGCCGUUCUCGCCGACCUGACAACCUCAACCUCAAUACCCCAGAGUCCGAGUCUAUGGCGUACACUCCCAUCUCCUCUUACGUUCGACGCCGGACGCCCCAGAACUCCCCAACGUCGCCGACUUUCGCGCGUACACGGGAACGGAGUUCGACCAUCGCACACCCCCUCACCAUCCCUACCCUUCCGACCCUCCUGUCCCCCGCCUCCUUCGCCACUCAGUCGUCCGACAGCGAGGAAGACGACAUGGACGCGAUCCCAGACUCCGAGUACAAGCUCGGCCAGUCAUCGCGCGUGCAGGCGCUCUCGCCCUCGAGAUAUGGGAGCUUGGGAUCCAAGCCCGCUCGCCGCGCAGUCAUGCCGUGA
Messenger RNA from Epithele typhae, 762 nucleotides. RefSeq lists its product as uncharacterized. NCBI's taxonomy places the organism in Eukaryota, Fungi, Basidiomycota, Agaricomycetes, Polyporales, Epitheliaceae. Bases 1 to 762 code for a protein of 253 amino acids. The transcript has 5 exons. The record is from RefSeq and is a predicted model, not a curated record.